GGGAAAAAGGGGAAAAAAAGGAUGUAUAUUUAGAUCGUUAAGGAUGAUACUUCAUAAUUUUAAAAACUAUGAAUUAGUGAACACGAAUUUAAACUCGGAAAUCUGCAAUUUUUAAUUACCUAAAAUCGAACGAUUGUAAUUAAGUAGAUUGUAGUUUACUGAUGGUACUAUAAGUAUCACAAAAGUAAUGUAUCACAAAAUUAUAGUUCGAUUUAUAAAAUAUGUUAAUGAUGAGUACCGAUCGAAUUUGAAAUUCGAUUCUAGUUUUAGGAGCACCAAUUAAUAUACAUGCAACACAAUGUCAGAACUAGUUCUAUGUUGAUCUUAUCUCAUAAUAGUACAUUUUACUGUUAUAACUGGUAUACAAAAAAUUCGUUAUGUAAUUUUUCAAACAUCAACGGGGAAAGAUCAAAUUAUAACAUUUUAUUAUUCUCUCUCUCAGAAUCCUAUUCUCUCUAUUCUCUUUUGUAUUAUAAGUUUCGUAAAGAUGUUGAAAGUGUAUAUUGACGAUGAAUGCUACUGAACGCAGUUUCUGUUUGUUUUAACGAGACGAAUAGGAAUACACACGAACUGGUGAAAGGUAGUCGAAAAAUAUUUUCACAAGAAUAAUGUAGUGAGUUCAGUGCAACGAGAGAAUGGCAAACUUUCCGUUUCUUCUGUGUGUUUUUAACGCUUGGUCAAGAACUCGGCUAUUAAUUGCAAUCAUAACUGGUAACAAGAAGAAAGGAAAAUCGCAGAAUCACGAGGAAUUUGCUGGUUCCAUCAAUGUCACUUUCUCGACCUUUCAUUCGAUAAUUUUUCCUCCCUCCACAGCAUUUCGCGCGCGAAUCGCCAACAAAAUUAAAUGUAGUUACAUAUGAGACAUUUCUACCUCUGACGGUAGUCUUGUAAAGCAGUCGCAUACCAUCAUCCGAAUAACGACAUUUCAAGUGACUAUACGAAGAUAACUUGAACAGUUGCCGCUUUUUCGCAAGUUACGAAAAGAAGGACGUUCUUUGUACACCUAUGCAUACGAUCUUCGUACACAUCAUCAUCUUUAAAAAUUCAAGAUUGUCCUAAUAUUUCGUCGCAGAGCGUAGUAAUUAAACUGUGGAUCUUUAUACAUUUAUGGGAAAUUUAGGGGCGUAAAAAUGCACGGAAUGCGUGUAAUAUAACGGAAUAUCGAUGUCGACCAGUGUGUGUAUCCGAUGCUGGUCAAGAGAUCUUUAAAGGUGACCGUAGCUCUCUUCGAACUCCUUUGAUGCGUGGGGAUAACUGGAGCUACCAGUUAAGUCAAGUGUAUCGCGUCGGGGCGAAGUAGUACACUAUUUCUUUCCGGAGUGCGUGCAUCGGAUCGAGGUUCCAGAGGAUUGGCAGCCGUAUAAGAGAAUAGAGAAGAACAUCCUGGAAGUCUAGGGAGGGCAGUACGCGCAGGAACUACUGUUCAACGACUCGCUAAUCGACACACAAAAGACAUGAAUCUCCUUUAUUUCGUGGCUGCGGUUAUAUGGAUAACAACCGUGACAGCGACAUUGGAAUCCGAUUCCCAUGGAAACUGGAGCAACGAAAAGAAACUCUUUGAACAUGCCUAUGAUCAAGAUCUACUCAAUAGCCAGAAACAAGAAGAAACUGAAAAUAUCGAACAACAAUUUACAAAUCAACAUGAGAGAAUCUUCAAUUCCUCUGAAAUUGCCAAAGCUAUUAAAGAAGAGGAAGAAACGCUGACUGUGAAAUUUCAUAAUGAGAAAGAGGAAAUUCAUCAAGUGAAUGAAUCCCAACAGCAAUUUUCUAAACAAUUAGUUCAACCAUAUGUCCUACCUUUGAAAGCAAAAAGCUCUUCAGAAGACAUAUUAAAGGAAUCGCUCGAUACCAAUACGAGAUUAGGGAAGACCAGUCAAAAUGCAUUUAACGAGACAGUCACAGUGGAAUACAUUCCAUCUCAAGAAAUAGUUCUACAAGAUUCAAGCACAACUAGCAAAUAUUUCUCUCAAGAAAGUAACACCAGUGACAUAGAUCAAUCUAUUCCAGAAGAAAAUCUAGAUAUUGAAAGUAUAGGCGAAUUUGGACAACGAGUACGCAGCUCAUCCUCAUCCAGACCAAGAAGUAACGAGAGUCACAGACGAUUCAGAAUAAAACAACCUUUCGAUGCUUCAUCGUUUUCCGAGGAUCAAAGAAAACAAUAUAGAAAGAGUGCUCGUCCUUACGUAUCCAAAAAAUUGAAUACUUCAAACAGUAAUCUAAAUACGUCCUCGAAGGAACGACUUCCUUCCUCUCUGACGAAGAGCACAGAGUCUCAGAGAACCUUGAAGCAGAAGGAAACUGACGGAGAUCGUGCUAACAGUUCAUCCAUAAUUAAGGAUUCUUCUUCAUCAACUUCUGCUCCCAUAGCAUCAGUUUCUUUAGGCAAAUUUUCUGGACCAAUAGUAGUUCCAGACUUUCCACGACAGAAGAAAUACUCCUACACUACCACACCUGAUUAUACUGAUAAAAACGAGGUUUCAAAGCUAACCACAACUGUAACGGAAUCAGUAAAAUCAAAAGUUUCAGAAGAUGGGUAUUUGGCGGCACCGCCUGUCAUCCUAAAUCCUCUGCAGGUUGGUGUCGCCUUGAUGAACGCUGGGCAAGAUAUAAAUUUAGUCAAUGACCAAAUCACAUUGACAAAACUAUAUCCUCAGGACAAAUCUGAGACACCAGAAGUUACCAAGAUUGAUACUCAGAGCUUGGUUCAAAGCGACGCCCCAGUUUCUAGGAACUUGAGCUCCGACAGUGAUCAGGUAUCGCAACAAGAGCAAAUUUCUGAGGUGAUAGCCACAAACUCGCCAGUUCAGUCAGUUGAGAUCCAAAAAUCCGUGGAAAUAUUCCAUACAGCCCCCAUUCAGGAGAUCCACUACCCUGUGGAGUUCAUUCCUAGCUCCCAGCAGCUGCCAUUAUUAAAGCAGCAUGCACAGGAAGACUAUAGAAAGCCAGGAAGGAGUCAAUCGAAGGAUCAGAGACAAAGUCAAAUUAAUAUAUACAGGAGCAACGAGAUCUUGGACGAAAGUAUUCACAACCAAGAACAUAGUCGUUAUGAAUAUAAUGUGAAUGAGAAUGACGUUAUUUAUUCAGCAGGAAGUGGUCAGGUUGAUCAGACCGUGGUUUUGCCUCGUCCAGCAGAGGUCAAACCCAUUUUCGGGGUUACGGGGCAAGUAGACAGCGUUCAAUAUGAUCAGGUAACACACUCUAGAGUGCAAGGAAUUCCUGAAGCAAAAAUUAAAUUGAGUAACUAUGAGUUGCCAAAGGGGUCAGCCCCUGCUGUUGCACAACCAUCAAGGGGAAUAGAGAGUCUUUCAGGUUUGACUAAUUUAGAGAACCUGCAAGUGACUCAAGAAGCUCCUCAGAUUCUGCUAAGCAAAGUUACCAGCGAACCACCGACUGAAUUGAGGCUCUUGAUGUCGAUGUCACAGCCGUAUUCCGUGGAGAAAAACAUCCAUGUGCCUCAGACGGUGGAUGUGAUUGAAAAAAAGGUGCCAUACCCAGUGGAGAAAGUGAUAGAGAAGCAGAUAACGAUUCCCCAACCGUUCCCUGUACACAUACCGAUAGACAGGGUAGUAGAGAAGCAGAUACGGAUCCCAUAUCCUGUCCACGUGGAGAAGGUGAUUGAGAAGAAAGUACCGUUCGCCAUCCAGAGGUUCAUCAUACCUUUACCAAUUCACUUUAGGGUUUCUCAACCGGUUUCAAUUCCGGUGGAGAAGGUGGUAGAGAAAUCUGUACCAGUACCAGUGUCUGUGGAGAAGGUCGUUGAGAAGCCUGUGCUCCUACCUAGACCGUACUCGAUAGAAAUCGAGAAAGGUAGACCAUAUCCCUUGGAGAAUAAUAAACAUAUAAAAUCAGCCCCAAUUUAUAAUAUUCAGCCUGAUGGUAAUUAUCAGCAAUCGGUAAGGCAGAAUUUCCAGACACCAGUGGAGCCAAUUUAUGGAACUGAUAAUGAGCAAAGUUACUAUAAUUCAACAAAUCAGUUUUAUGGACAAGGGUAUUUGGCCUUGAAUCGUCCUCAUGCUAGGCAACCAUUGAUACAUUCAUUGCCGAAAAAAUUUGCGUCAUAUAGCGUUCAACAUCCUCAUUCGAUGACUUAUUCAGUAACUAAUGGUAAUUUAGUGGCUUAUGGAAGGACGUCGGAGAAGGACAAGGUUAAGGACGAAUACGUAGGUCCAGUACCAAGGAAAACUGCCACUACAAUACAAUCCAAGUCUCUGUACUCAGCACCGGAUGUUCAGACAACGUUGAGAAGAACGAGGCAGGAAAUUGGUAACACUGGAAACUUCAGGCAGUCCAAGAUGGAAUACGGGUUCAAGCCACCCAUGGUACCUUCGGUCCAAUAUGAUGAACAGACUGCAACGAAGGUGGAAUAAUUUGCGUAAAUCAUUAUUUUAUAUUUUUGUUAAUGAAAUUUUGAGCAUAGGUUUUGGAAUUUUGGAAUAACCUUAAAUUCGUGAUAAUUGCUUAAUGGAAUUCUUGGUAAUUAAAACAUUCCAUUUAUUACCGCAGAUCAUAAAAUUUCUAAAUUUUGAAGUAACCUCAAAUUUCUUUAUGAUUGUUUACUGUGAUUUGUAAUAAUUAAAGUACUUAAUUUCA
Molecule: messenger RNA, 4590 nt
Organism: Bombus terrestris (buff-tailed bumblebee)
Lineage: Eukaryota; Metazoa; Arthropoda; Insecta; Hymenoptera; Apidae
Exons: 7
Coding region: 1455-4367 (970 amino acids)
Source: RefSeq, a predicted model, not a curated record